Amoebophrya sp. A25 is the source of this 428-nucleotide messenger RNA. NCBI's taxonomy places the organism in Eukaryota, Dinophyceae, Syndiniales, Amoebophryaceae. The record is from the annotation of a GenBank genome assembly.
CAAAGAAUAGCGCCUUCGCCUGUGCACAGCUACAGUGUGGCUUUAGUCCUCGAGUUCGAAGACAACAGUAAUGCUGAGCGAGUUCUUGUCGCAAACACGCACUUAACGUGGGGCAGCGAGAAUCAUCAACUUGUUCGUCUCUGGCAAGCAGAACGAUUACUGCAUUACGCUGUGGAACGACGCAACGCAGUCAGUGUGCCAGCAAAGCCACGUGGACUAGUACAACAGCAUCAAAGUGCCAGCAGCAAACCAGGCGGUCUUCCUGCAGGCAGGAGUAGAUUGGGUCGUGCUUCCUCUAUACUAUCAUCUGGCUCUAGUUCCUCAUCUUCUGCAGCCUCUGCUACUUCUACGCCAGCAACGCCAUCACUGAAGAAUGAUCAUCCUGCCGUGAUCAUCGCAGGUGACUUGAACGAGGGACCAGAGUCGCC